Molecule: messenger RNA, 5517 nt
Organism: Salmo salar (Atlantic salmon)
Lineage: Eukaryota; Metazoa; Chordata; Actinopteri; Salmoniformes; Salmonidae
Gene: svild
Product: supervillin d
Biological process (GO): actin polymerization or depolymerization; actin filament severing; barbed-end actin filament capping
Cellular component (GO): actin cytoskeleton; cytoplasm
Molecular function (GO): phosphatidylinositol-4,5-bisphosphate binding; actin filament binding
Source: RefSeq, a predicted model, not a curated record
AUUGGAAAGUAAAAUACACACAGCACUUCAAAAUCGUAGGGCACUGGGUAGGCUUUUAGCACCCCGAUGUGGUUGUGUAUUUGGAGUUUCUCAUCACCACUUGCACGUUACUGUGGCAAAGCCACUAACUACAGUAUCCUAACUGUAGGAUAUCGUCAACAAUAGUUGAAGCCUGUUGCCUCCCGCUGUUGGACAAAACGACAUUUGCAUUGCAUUUUCAUUCGCUCUAGCUACAGUUUCAGUGGACUUGAAGUUUAAAUCCUGAAAUUUUGCUUCGCAAGCUUGCGAGUUUCCUUUUGUGAAUUAAAAUCGAAAGAAAACCCACCUGGCCAUCGUAACUGGUUCAACAAACUGCAGCAGAAGGGGAAUGUGGUUUGUUGACGAUAGCCAACACUUCCGUUGGUUGCUCUCCAAUUGAAAAACAGUGAGAUGAUUUUAAUGAAGUGGUCCAUCAUCCUUCGAGGGGAGACCAACUGCAAAACCAUCAACGUCUGAACAACUAUCGUGACUCCUUUUGAUCUGGUGGUGUCCAGUGGAGAGGAGGCUCCUCAAACCCCCGGAUAUUGAGUGAAGCGAGAGGACUUAAAAGGAGGCACAACAAAAUGGAUGCCGUAGACACCAUCCAGAACUCUGCCUUGGAGACCAAGGCUGAGCGCAUCGCCCGCUACAAAGCCGAGAGGAGGAGAGAGCUGGCGGAGCGCUACGGAAACACAGAGGAAGCCGGCUCUAAAUACACCAGGAGGGACAGGAAAGCUGGUGAGACUUCUGAGAAAGAGAAGCCGGAGGACAAAAGCUCCAAGUCCGAGCAGACGUUAUCUAGCCGGGCCUCCAGGAGUAGGAUGGAAGACCGCGAAGAGUCUGUUGGCAGCGAGUCCUCCCAGGACACCGGGGGGGAUGAAGAGGCCCAACUGGAUACACCUGCCCCCUCAAAGCCUGCUGCCACCAAGAGGCUUAACUCUAAUCACAGCCUUUUGGAAGCUGGGGACGCCGAGGAGCCAAAAGUAACUGACAGGAAGACUGAUGACGAAGCCAAGAUGAACAUGGCUGCCAACAUGUCUUUGAUUAAGGGGCUGGAGAAGACUGAGGAGUCGUCUCCCCUGACAACAGAGGAGAGUGGUCACCAUGCCAACAACGACAGCCGAGCGCGCACCCAGCCAAUCACAAGCAAGGAGAUGGUGGCGGCAGGCAGCCCUCCCAAGGAGGAAGAGUCUAAAGGCUCAGAGAUGCAGGAGGCUACAGACAAGCGCAGGUCGAAGGGGGAGCGCUCCCACACACAACCGGUCACUGAGUUUGAGGUUAAGAUGGUGAGUCUGUUUAAAAAUCUCUCAUCCUCCAGUUCCCCCCUACCCCUCUCCGACCAAACACCAUACCCCAGAAGCAAGGACGAAGAGGACAAGUCCCCUAUACCCUCCCAGCCUGUCUUGCUGCAGUGCCAAGACUCGGGCACCCGCAGCGGCAUCAAGGGCAUCCUCAAAAAGAGUCGUUCCACUAGUGUCGAGUCGGACUACAGUGAGGGAGGAACCCCUGAAAGCACCCCCACCACCGGGGUGGUCCGACAAACCAGCGUUACCCUGAGCCACCCCGAGAGCGACGAGGAAGAUGAGGAGAAAACAGAAGAGGUGGAGGAAGAGGAGGAUGAGGAAGAUGAGACGAUAGUGGACGAUAGCCCUGACGGAGGGCGUUUCAGUACCCCCCAGAUGCAGAGGGGCAGUGGGCGUGGUGCUAGCAGUAGUUCAGCGGAGGACCUCCAGAGCCGGACCCCCUCUCCAGACGAGAGCCUGGGGGAGGAAGAGAUGGAGAAGAUGUCGUCGUUGGACACGGAAGAUGGAGAGGAUCAGGAUGUGGAUAGCAGUCUGGACAGCAGUGUGGGGUCAUCCCUGAAAGAGAGGCUGGCUGAAUUGAGCAGUGGUGAGGAGGAGUGGAAGGCCAAGCUGAAGAAGCCCAAGGAUCUGGUGCAGAAGUCCCUGGCUGACCGUUUCAACCAGCUCCAGGACUCUGGAGAUGCCUGGAAGAAGAAGAAGUCCAGUGCGGACGUGGAGACCAAGAUGUCCCUGGCGGACAGGAUGAAGAUCCUGCAGGAGAAGGAGGAGGCAUGGAAGAGCAGGGGGCGGGGCGCCGCCAACGACUCCACCCAGUUCACCGUGGCCGGGCGCAUGGCCAAGAGAGGUCUUGUGUCCGAGACUAGUAGAGAGGAGUCUCCCAUUUCCCACAUUAAGAAGUCCAGCGCCACGCCAGUCAAGCCACAUGAAGAAAUCUCCACUCCGACUGGCGUCAAGGUGGAAGGGGACAAGAGGCUGGACAAGUUAGAGUCCUUCCUGGACAAGCUCCACAGUAAAGGGCUGGGGCACAGCCGGACUUCCACCAUUGAGGUGACUGCCGAGACGGAGAAGGAGGUCAUGACUCUGGAUGAUGAGGAGACGUUUGGCCGGUUUUACAAGCCUGUGUCGCCCACCACCCGAGGCACUGUCGUUACUGCGCUGACCGAGGAGGAAUUCAGCGACCUUCAAGCUGACACGCCAAAGUUGACGUCGGCAGUGACGGAACACAAGCGUGCUGUGCGUCCUACUCGGAAUAACCAGGGCUCACGCAACCCCCUCCGUGCCCUGGCGGCCCGCAACGACAUCCGCCAGGUCUACACGGAACAGAGACUCAAUAUAGCUACCGUGGAAACCAAGAGGAUCCAAGUGGAGAGGAUGGCCAAGCAUUCCAACCUGGCGGAUGCAGCUCUGGCCGGCCUGGCUAGCAAGGAGAACUUCCGCAAGGUCAACCUGCGCAGCACCAAGUCCACUGAGGUGGUGACCAACAACAGCACUCUGCCCUUCAACAAGCUCAUGCUCAUCCGCAUCAAAGGUCGGAGGCACGUGCAGGUGCGUCUGGUGGAGCCCGCUGCCCAUUCCCUGAACAGCGGCGACUGCUUCCUGCUCAUCACCCCCAAACACUGCUUCAUGUGGAGCGGAGAGUUUGCCAACGUCAUCGAGAAAGCCAAGGCCUCAGAGAUGGCAUCGUUCGUGCAGGCUAAGAGGGACCUUGGUUGUAAGGCCUCCCAGGUGACUGUGCUGGAGGAGGGCAUCAACACUGACAACAAAUGGGCUAAAGAGUUCUGGGACUUACUGGGGGGCAAGACCGACUACAGAGGUGCAGGGGAGCCGGAGGAGGAUGAGCUGUAUGAAAGUGGUGUGUUAGACUCUAAUGGGGUCUACGGGCUGCAGGAGGGCAAACUGGUGCCCCACAAAGAGGCCUGGGCCUCCAUCCCCAGUGUCACCCUGCUCAACUCUAAAGAGGUGUUAGUGUUUGACUUUGGCAGUGAGGUGUACGUGUGGACGGGGAAGGACGUCCCCCUGGGUGACAGAAAGGUGGCUGUCCAAUUAGGGAAGCAGCUGUGGAGCGGUUCUUACGACUACAGCAGCUGCAGGGUCAACCCCCUGGACGCCUGUUCAACCAAUACUGAUGUCCCUGAGCAGGGAGAGGGACGUCCCAGCUGGGCUCUGUUCGGCCGUCUGUCGGAGCACAACGAGACGGCUCUGUUCAGAGAGAAGUUCCUGGACUGGGCCGAGAGGAAAGAGGAGUCUGCCAUGGAUGAGGCCAAGAGCCCUGUCCACUCUACCCUCCGCUCGCCCCUUGAGGCGGCCAAGCCCGACGUCUUAAAACCGUGCGACGCCAAGGCCCUGCUGGACAACGUGGGAGGCCCAGUGCGUAGCCUCCUGGAGGGCGUAGACGUGCAGCGUGGCUACGGGCUGGUCCGAACGGAGGACGGACGCCAGGCGGAGCUCGCCACAGUGGCAGUGGACACCUGGCAUAUCCGGGAGUUUGAGGAGGAGGAGCUGGUGGCGGCGAGCUUGGGCCAGCUGCAUGAAGGAGACACCUACGUGAUCCGCUGGAAGUACUCGGUCACCACUGUGGUGGGUAAACGGCAGAAGCCAGGGGAGCUGAGUAGUGGGGGUCCAGGUCGGGAGCGCAGCGCCUGUUUCUUCUGGCAGGGCCGCCACUCCAGCGUCAGCGGCAAGGGCACCUCCGCACUGAUGACCGUAGAGCUGGGGAACCACAGGGGGGCGCAGGUGUUGGUGACACAAGGCAAGGAGCCUCCAUGUUUCCUGCAAAUCUUCCAGGGAGGCCUGGUCAUCCAAAAGGGCAGCAGGGAAGAUGAUAGCGUCAACAACACAGGCGGCUGGCGUCUGUAUUGCGUGCGUGGGGAAGCCCCCGUGGAGGCUUCCCUGGUGGAGGUGGAGUGUUGCUGUGCCAGCCUGCGUUCCCGUGCCAGCCUGGUUCUGCUGGAGGCCCACCAGGGACAGCUCUACCUGUGGCACGGAUGUAAGUCCCACGCCAGCGCCAGGGAGGUGGGCGCCAGGGCUGUGGAAAUGCUCAAGCAGAGGCAUCCUUCUGAGCUGGGCCUGAACAGUAACAGCAGUCUGAAGGUGGAGGAGGUAGAGGAAGGCACGGAGCCAGUUGGGUUCAGUAAUGCUCUGGGACAGCAGGACAGGAAGGCAUAUGACUGCAUGCUCCAAGAUCCAGGGAAGUACAACUUCACCCCGCGUCUGUUCUGUCUGAGCGCCAGCUCGGGGGUAUUUGAAGGGGAGGAACUGCUGAGCCCGGCCCGUGUGACUGGGGCCGUCAUGGCCAUGCCCUUCCUCCAGGAGAAUCUAUACUCUGUGCCACAGCCAGCCCUCUUCAUGCUAGAUAACCGUAUGGAGGUGUACCUGUGGCAGGGCCGGCAGCCCGACGACGGAGAGUGUACAGGCUCAGCCAAGAUCCGCUGGGAGAACCAGAAGAAGUGUGCCAUGGAGACGGUGCUGCAGUACUGCAAAGAGAAGAACUCUCGCCGCCCCCCUCAGGCCUACCUGGUCCUAGCGGGCUCUGAACCGCUGACCUUUACCAACAUCUUCCCCUACUGGGAGAGAGAUCCCAACAUCACCACCCAGGCGGAGGGGGCACGCAACAAGGUGACCCUGGUGCAGGAUGCCCUGAACUGGCUGAGUAAGAACCAAUACUCUGUGGAGGAGCUGACGGCCAAGCCUCUACCAGAAGGAGUGGACCCCCUUCGCCUGGAGAUCUACCUUUCAGACCAGGACUUCCAGAGUGUCUUGGAGAUGACUCGCACUGAAUUCAACGCCCUGCCAAACUGGAAACAGAAGAACCUGAAGAAAAGCAAGGGCCUUUUUUAAAAAGUUUCCUUUUUUUGUUGUUGUAAACAAACCAAAAAACAAGAGGAUUUUUUUGAUUAAAGUCCAUAUGGGACCUUUUUCAUACUGUUUUGUAUUCUGGGGGAAAUCAUGUUUUUUUUUUUCAUGUAAACCGAAAGAACAAAACACAUGUACAAACUUGUAUCUGUUUUAAAACGAUAACCUCUUUUUACAAAUGCCAAUUUUAUAGACCUUUCCUACAAAGCAAUAUAUUGUAGCCAAAUAUAUACACUAUAUGCAAGUGUUACCUUUUGGCAGCGAGGUUAUUGUUCAUUAUAGUGAACUAUAUAUAUGCCCCUGAAUUAUAAAUAUGUAUUAUAAAUGUCUGUUCUUACAUGUG